AUGCGAGGACGCAUCCGGACACGCGAUUCAUCUCCAUCGCCGAGCCAUGUCCUCCGCAGCUCUGCUUCCACCAUGACGACAACCACGUCAGCGUCCUCGAGAGCAGCGACCCCAGCCGCGACUGCAGCACAGGCUCCGCCUCCGCCUCCUAAAAGUUCAAAUUGUAACAGUAGUAGCACUGAUGAUGAUGAUAACGAUUAUGACGCCGGCCGCGACGUGAUGGCCCCUCCGCCGCGCGCUGCGCUGUCCGGCUCGGCCAAACCCAGCGCAAGCAAGACGCCAAGCCCAAAUCCACAACGCAACGGCAGCCCCGGCUCCUCGGGUCGAACCCCUCCGCCGCCGCCACCUCCCACCCGCACAAGCAAAGCUACAUCCCCGGACAACGAGCAGCAGCAGCAGCAGCAGCAGCAGCUCCUCAGGGAAAAGGACCAGCGCAUCGCGGCACUGGAGCGUGAGCUGGACAGCCUGUCGCACAACGAGAGCGAGCGGGCGGCGUUUUGGCAGUUGCAGCACAGCAACCUGCACCAACAGUUCCUGCGCACCGACACAGAGCUGCGGCUGUUGCGUGCCGAGGUGGACUUGCGCGCCACCGAGCGCGACGGGCUUCGACAGGACUGGGACGCCGCCCGCCGGGACCUGGCCGCGCGCGAGUCCGAGAUCGUCGACCUCCGCGGCCAGGUGAGGGGCUUAAAGGAGUGGCUGGCCAACAGCACCCGGUCCGUGUACGGCGGCGGUAGCGGCGACGUCCCGGCCGAUGACGUCUUUGCAGAUGGGUUCUCUCGCCUGUACAAUGGUUUGCAGAACUGGAUCAUCAGCAACUUUCGGAGGACAAAACUUGACCUCUCACGUGCGGAUGCGGAUAUACUUGAGGAGCUGAGCUCUCUGGUUCCGACGUACGGGGAACUUGCCAAGGAUGCAAAGCUGCCGCUGUUGCAGUCGCUCGUCUCCAAGAUACUAGUAGAGAUGAUUUUCGACAGCUAUUUCGUGGGCUUGAGCAAUGACCAGGCCAAGCAGUUUUCCCAAAUGGAAGCAUUGAUGGUAUCGUUCGUUGAAGAUCCGGAGCUGGCCAACCAAUGGCGAGCUUCAACACUUACAUUGCUGUCGAGAAACGCAUCUCAAAAGUUGCAAGAAGGAACAGCCAACACGACUAAUGCUGUAAUCACACGAAUAUACCGUCUUCUAUCAGGUAUAAUAGCAGACCAGCCCACAACAACGACGACGACAGCAGCAGCAGCAGCAGCGGCUCAGAACACCGCCCUGCGCGGCCCAUCCCCGGCCCCCCUGGACCCCGCAGCCCGGGAAGCCUCGCUCCGCCAACUAAUCACCACAGCCAUCGACCUGGCGCGUCAGUUAUCGGUCCAGCGGGCCCUCUUUCGCGUGUUUUUGCCCACCGCAUCCGCGGCCAAUGCGGACCUGCAGACCACAUUCAACCCGUCGCGGAUGGAGGACGUGGGCGGUCUGCUGGAUGAGGACGCGCUGGCGGCGGGGCCUGCGGUGCGGUGCGCCAUGUUUCCCGGGGUAGUCAAACGUGGCGACGAGAACGGCGGGAAUCUGCAGCAGUAUGAAAACGUCAUCUCCAAAGCCAGAGUGUUGUGCUACCACCCAGAGGACUAA
Messenger RNA from Pyricularia pennisetigena, 1614 nucleotides. RefSeq lists its product as uncharacterized. The transcript is spliced from 3 exons. The record is from RefSeq and is a predicted model, not a curated record. Bases 1 to 1614 code for a protein of 537 amino acids. NCBI's taxonomy places the organism in Eukaryota, Fungi, Ascomycota, Sordariomycetes, Magnaporthales, Pyriculariaceae.